AUGACAGCCAACGGUGCUACCGUUACCAACGGCCACCCUUCCAAGCGGAAGGGCAACCGAGCAAAAGAGAUUGUAGAUGCAGCUUAUGCUGGCAAGUACGCGAUCGCGGCCGUGUGUUGCUACAACCUGGAAGCGGUGCUGGCUACUGUCCGGGCUGCCGAGACCAAGCGGUCGCCAGCCUUAAUCCAACUCUUUCCUUGGUCCAUCGAAUUUGCCGACGGCCUGCUUUUACACGCUGCCGCAGAGGCCGCCGACAAGGCUUCAGUACCGAUCGGAGUGCACAUGGACCAUGCACAGUCGCCAGACAUCAUCCGCCGCUCGGCCGAUCUGGGUGGGUACGACGGAAUCAUGGUCGACAUGAGCCACUACGACAAGGAAGAAAACUUGAAAUUGAGCAAGGAGCUGGUUGCAUACUGCAAUGCUCGUGGUAUCAUCACGGAGUGCGAACCUGGUCGUAUCAAUGGCGCCGAAGACGGCAUUCAGGAUACGGAGGGCAUGGAGGAGAUCUUGACGACACCGGAACAGGCAGAAGAAUUCGUUGCCUUGGGUAUCGAUUGGCUAGCCCCGGCAUUUGGCAACAUCCAUGGACCAUACGGUCCCAAGGGUCCUCAGCUUGACUUUCCCCGGCUUGAGCGCAUCCACAAACAGGUCGGGGACCGGGUCCGGCUGGUAUUACACGGUGCACACGAAGAUUAUUUCAAAGAGGAGCUGCUGAAGAAGUGUAUCAGUUAUGGCAUGUGCAAGGUCAACGUGAACGGUCCAGUGGCUGCGGCGUGGACCAAGGUACAGGGCGAGCUGACGGGAAAGGUGCCUUUGACGACGGUCAUCGAGGAACAGGUCAAAGCUAUGCAGGCGGUGGUGGAAUACCACAUGGACUGGUUGAUGUCUACAAACAAGGCAUAG
Molecule: messenger RNA, 903 nt
Organism: Fonsecaea nubica
Lineage: Eukaryota; Fungi; Ascomycota; Eurotiomycetes; Chaetothyriales; Herpotrichiellaceae
Exons: 1
Coding region: 1-903 (300 amino acids)
Biological process (GO): carbohydrate metabolic process
Molecular function (GO): aldehyde-lyase activity; zinc ion binding
Source: RefSeq, a predicted model, not a curated record